AUCUGUAAUACAGGUAAGUCGCUAAAUCUCGAUGUUGGACAGGCCGCACCAUUCAGUAACCAGAUCGCACUGAAAGCGGUAAUCAAGCUGGCUGUCAGUAUGUGGGGGACACUAGCCUCACUCUUUGUCAUCUCGGUGGCCACGUUGAGCCCAACCAAUGGUGCGACAACAUUGCAAAGCCUUCCUGCACGUGACAACGUCACUCCAGUGAAUGCGACAUCUUCGACAAAAGCGGCCGAGUCCCGGAUACUGGGUGGUAGCUACGCACCCGAGGGCACUUUCCCCUACCAGGCUGGACUGUGGACGAGCAGCAGCAGUCGGCCGUUCUGCGGCGCCACCAUCGCUGACGCUAACAAUCUCGUCACGGCAGCCCACUGUGUCUUUUACACCAACGGAGAUAUGAUACCCGCCAAAUUGCUGAGCGUGUCAGUGGGCAGCGUGCACAUCAGGUCGGCCACCAAAGUGCCUGUGUCCGCAGUCUUUGUCCACUCCAAAUACAACAGCGAUACAAGCCAGAACGAUAUCGCUGUUCUCAGGACUAAGCAGAAGCUAUCCUUGGGGGCUAACGUGCAGCCUAUCGGAUUCUCAAUCAAAACUCCUGCGAUCAACACGCCGUGCAACGUAAGCGGCUGGGGUGUCACUACUGUGAAUGGGGCCACUCCAGAGCAGCUGAAGUACGUGACGGUGAACGUCACGAACAGAGGGAUUUGUCGCGCGAGCAUCGUACUGGAAGGAAUGCUGUGUGCUGGAGGGGAGAGGAACAAAGACUCCUGCCAGGGAGACAGUGGUGGGCCACUCGUGUGUAAUGGUACACUUGCCGGAGUCGUCAGCUUUGGAGUCAGCUGCGGUUUGCCAGGCUUCCCUGGCGUGUACACCGACGUGUCCAAAUACGUCGACUUCCUCAACUAUUCGCUGACCAGAGCCGGCGCCGCGUCAGUGACGUCACCAGGCUACCAGACGUUGACCGUCAUUGGCUUCAUCGUAGCCACGUGGGCAGCGUGGGGAGCGGCCAGUCGGGUCUAACUCUGCUGCCAGUUUUACUGUGAAGUGCUACCCCACAGGAUGGUAUCUGUAGCAAGAAAACUGUGGCUCUUAUAAGUGGAUGUCUUGUGUACGUUUAAUGCUCUCGUCAAUAAAAGGGAAUGCGAUUUUCUGCUGUUAA
Molecule: messenger RNA, 1162 nt
Organism: Schistocerca nitens (vagrant locust)
Lineage: Eukaryota; Metazoa; Arthropoda; Insecta; Orthoptera; Acrididae
Product: trypsin-1-like
Exons: 7
Coding region: 100-1023 (307 amino acids)
Biological process (GO): proteolysis
Molecular function (GO): serine-type endopeptidase activity
Source: RefSeq, a predicted model, not a curated record